Messenger RNA from Moneuplotes crassus, 1173 nucleotides. The record is from the annotation of a GenBank genome assembly. Lineage: Eukaryota; Ciliophora; Spirotrichea; Euplotida; Euplotidae.
UCAUUUAUCCUGAUCGUAUCCAUUCAAACUCAAUAGCUUGUCAUUAUAUUGUCUCGGAUGUACAAAUCGCAAGUCUUCCUGUCAGAUGCUAAGUAUGAAAUGUUCCGAAACUUCGAUCCAAAAAGUCGAACAAGUUGUCCAAGAACCUGCUUGCAUAUCAAACUGCAACCAGAGAGUGUUGCAAUGUUUCAAAGUAAACACAUAGCUUGCAUAAAAAGUUACAUCAUCCAGAAGCUGACAGUUUCAUUUAACAUUGCCGCAUGCUGUUAUGUGAGCGAUUUCUCGCGAUAACAAGUCGGUGUUGACGAACCCUGCCAACAAUUAUCAUGGCUUGCAUGUAGAAUCACUCACAAAGACAAGGUCUUGCAGUAACAAUACUCAGAAACUCAUGAUAUUCAGAUGUUCACCAAAGUGAUGGCUUCUGAGUACAAGCGAAGAAUGCUAUUUAAAAGUUAAAUUUAUUCUUCAUAAUAAUAAAAUGAAUUUUCUAAACUUUGACAACAACGUAAACUCUACUCCAUUCUCAAUGUGGAGUUACUCAGACAUUGUCCAGGAGCUCAGUUCGGUGUACUGAAUGGGCCACUUGAGCGAGCAGGUGCAAGAGUCACAGAAUUAUUGAGCCCUCUCAGCUCAAGAAUGCCAAACUGCUCCUUAUCCUUAUGCAGAUGGAGUCGAACCUUAUGUAGUUGCAUCAGAUGCAAAGACCCAGUUAAGUUUUACAAGUGGCCAAGCCAUGCCAGAAAUCAAGAAUCUAAAGACCAACAAAAACCUCGAGUCAAAGAAACGAAACUGUCGCUCAAACAAGCUUGACAUCGCACAACAACUCGUGAGCUUAAGAUGGAGUAUCCUUAAUAACUAUGUGACUGGGUUUACAUCAUCAUCGAAGAAAGCCAAGAGUGCCCACAAAAAGCAUCUUAGAAGACGUUCCAAAUACAUUGGAGUUUCGAGAAACAACGCCAACUGGCAAGCCCUCAUCAACAUUGAUCAGAUCAAGCGCUACAUCGGCACAUUUGGUGAAGAACUACAGGCUGCCAGAGCUUAUGACUUGUACUCAGUGGCAAUGAAGGGCGAGGAAGCUUCACUCAACUUCAACUACAGCUCUGAAGAAAUGCUGGAAAGAAUUGAUUAUUUCCUGGAGCACAACAGUGUGAAAUAUGACUAAUAACCAUAAUA